AUGUCUUCGUGGAUCGGCAUCAACGCCAUCUGGGUAGAGUUGCCUCUUCUAGUUAGGUUAGCCCCAGAAAGUUGGGCCCUUGCCUCAUACAUCGUUAUUGUUAUCCAGAUAGCAAACAUUGGCCCUUUCAUUUAUACCAUUUCUAAAUCCGCUUUUCCUGAAAAAGUGAAAGAGUGGCCCGUUAUCAUCGCCACGAUAAUCGUCGGAAUGUUGGCAAGUGUUUUGUUAAUCUUUUUCUGGAACGUAACAACGGUCUGGGUGGGCAUUAACGAGUUAAGAAGCACCGGUUUACUUGUGUUAUCGUUAUUUUUAUCGUUAGUCGAUUGUACAUCAUCAGUCUUGUACUUUCCUUAUAUGUCAACAUUCGAUUCUCAAUACAUGACGGCUACGUUCGUCGGGGAAGGCAUGAGUGGUCUGAUACCCGCCAUAAUUGGAUUGGCUCAAAUAACUGUGGAACAAAAUGUUUCUGAAAAUCCAGUCGUAAAUAAUUAUGUUCCUAAAUCCUCAAAUAUUAACCAAAUAGAAUUAUUUUUUCUUCUUAACGAUUCUUCACAAAAUGGUACAACUCCGCCUAAAAAAGAAAAUGAUUACGUCAAAGAAAGAUUUUCAGUAUCUAUAUAUUUUUUAUUAAUUGCAAUUUUAUUAUCAAUAUCUUUAAUUAUGAAUCUACAUGAUUACGAAAAUUUAAAACAAACUGACAAGUUUGGGAUUGGUUUUUUGCUGAUGACCGCUUGGAUAAAUAGUCUUACGAACGGGGUUUUACCAUCCUUACAAACAUAUUCUGCUCAACCGUAUGGGUCGCUAGCUUAUAAUCUGCACGUCAAGUUGUCUGUUCUCGUAAACCCAUUAGCUUGUUUUGCAGCUCUCUUCAUUCACGUGAAUAAAUUCUGGAUCGUGGUUGUCCUCACCCUCUUCGGUAGUGUCCUCGCUGCCUUUCAGAUCGCUCUGGCGUGUCUCAGCCCAAACCCACCAUUGAAAAAAACCAGCAUUGGAAUCGCUUGUCUGGUGGCUACACAAGUUGUCCUCAUCGCCAUCCUCUCUUAUACUAAAGUGACAAUAGCAACAAUCGUGUCAAGGAUGCAAGGCAGACAGUGGCUGUUGUUUUUCGGGGUGGCCACUCAAGUGGGGUCCUUCGUCGGCGCGUCCGUCACUUUUUGCCUGGUCAAUUAUACAGAUAUCUUCCAAUCCGAAUACUGACAGCGAUUACUUGAAUGUUGUUAAAAUUAAUUGAUAAACAUAAAAAAGAGAGAUUUUUGUUUUUAUAAAAUAAAAUGUAUAUUAUAUAUGUCAAAGAGGAAAUACAAGUUUGAAAAAAUUAAACAUUACAGAACAUUAUUAAAUUUAAAUGAUAAAUAAUUCGAAAAACAACAAUGCAAGAAAUGUAGAUGAUCAUGUUGUACAAGCAGCGUAAGUUUAACAUUGAAUUGUCCAACCGACAUCAUAAUAGCGAUCUUGGAAAUGGUAAAAAAUGUCGCUAAAAUGUAAUCGUUAAUCAUAUUCAGCCAGAUAUAUCCUAUCAGCACCCUCACAUUCAAAAUCAUUGAAUCCAACAUCAUCAGGUUCAACAUCAUCAUGUGGACAUUUUCACAGCCAAUAUCAUCCCACUCAGCACCAUUCCAUCCUUCCAGCACGACCUCAGGAUAGGAAAACGUUUGUUCUCAGCACGAUCUUCUUCCUACACAUGUGGCAGACGCUGAUGGAUCUGCUGCAGGCUCCACAGGCCGUGUGCCCGCACUGGAAGACCUGGUCCCACUUCUGCUCCAGGCAUAUGGAACACAAUCUGGAUUCAUCUUCUUUAUCAGCCAAACUCGCCAUAGAAGCGCCCUCAGACGUCAGCUUCCCAGUUAUAAGAACUUUACAUUGUAGGCAUUUUUUAACAGGAAUGCAGCACUGAGAGCAGACGAUGACGUGGCCGCAGGGUUCGAAUCUCACUGUGGCCAUGUUGUCUGAACAUAUGCAGCAUUCUAUAGAGUUGUUGCUGUCGUUGAAGUUGUUGUGGUUCAUGUCGCUACUGCUGCUCUUGCAAUCAAUACCAUUUGCAGCCUCUGUUCGACUGCAGUUACUGCCAGCAACAAUAUUGUAAGUUUCACUGCUGUCUCUAAAGUCGCUAGAGUUAAUGUCAUUAUUAACGAUGUUGUUGUUGUCGUUGUUGUUGUUGUUAAUGUCAUUAAUGUUCAUAUUUUUGAAUUUGUUGUUGUUGUCGUUAAUAUUGAUGUUGUUGCUAAAGUUGUUAUUGUUAUUAAUGUUGUUGUUGUUAGUAACGUUGUUACUGUUAGUAUUGGUGUUGUUACUAAUGUUGUUGUUGUUGUUGCUAAUAGUGAUGUUGUUGUUAUUGUUAAUGCUGUUGUUGUAAGCAUUAAUGUUGCUAGUAUUGAUGUUGUUGCUAAUAUUGAUGUUAUUAUUAUUAUUGUUAUUAUCGUCGAAGACAGUACGAAGAUCCUUCAUUACAUCUUUCCUUUUGGUGCAAAAGUCACUGCUGUUUUUAUAUGAUUUGAGAAUCCUAUUUACAAUAUCAUCCUCAUCCUCAUCAUCACCAUCAUCAUCAUCAUCAUCAUCAUCAUCUGUUUUGGUAUAAUUUUCGUUACCUUCCCCACCAACACCAUUAACACCAAUGUUAUUACGAUUAAGAUGACGAGGAAGAUGAUGAUGAAGAUCACGAUGAUGAUGACCAUCUUUUUCUCUGUAGUGGUAGCCAUGUUGAAUAAGAAAACAAG
Helobdella robusta is the source of this 2714-nucleotide messenger RNA. RefSeq lists its product as hypothetical. Lineage: Eukaryota; Metazoa; Annelida; Clitellata; Rhynchobdellida; Glossiphoniidae. The record is from RefSeq and is a predicted model, not a curated record. The transcript is spliced from 10 exons. Gene Ontology annotation, molecular function: riboflavin transmembrane transporter activity. Gene Ontology annotation, biological process: riboflavin transport. Gene Ontology annotation, cellular component: plasma membrane. Bases 1 to 1197 code for a protein of 398 amino acids.